Drosophila albomicans is the source of this 652-nucleotide messenger RNA. Its product is annotated as nematocyst expressed protein 3-like. Bases 47 to 652 code for a protein of 201 amino acids. Lineage: Eukaryota; Metazoa; Arthropoda; Insecta; Diptera; Drosophilidae. The transcript has 3 exons. The record is from RefSeq and is a predicted model, not a curated record.
CGCGGCCAACUUAGCGAAAGCCGGUUCCGGUUUGGUCAUUUUUCUAAUGACCGGCUGCGUACAUAGACGCGUAAUUAUAGAAGAUUCAAAUCGGAAGGCAUCGAGCGCUAUUGGCGAUUUUUGUUAUUGUUAUAGCAAAUAUUUGGGUUGGUUUUGUUGCCUUCAAGGCCUUGUUCUUUGCUUCGAAGCAGACAGCCAGUUUGCUUCGACCAAGUGCCUUCGCAAGCCGCAGCUUGUCCAGCGGAGCACCCCUGCAGGCCCUCUCGGUCAGCGGAGCGCCCCUGAGUCGGCCCUCUCGGCCAGCGGAGCACCCUCUCCGGCCCUCACGGCCAGCGGAGCACCCCUGCACCGGCCCUCUCGGCCAGCGGAGCACCUCUCCGGCCCUCACGGCCAGCGGAGCACCCCUGCACCGGCUCUCUCGGCCAGCGGAGCACCUCUCCGGCCCUCACGGCCAGCGGAGCACCUCUCCGGCCCUCACGGCCAGCGGAGCACCCCUGCACCGGCUCUCUCGGCCAGCGGAGCACCUCUCCGGCCCUCACGGCCAGCGGAGCACCUCUCCGGCCCUCACGGCCAGCGGAGCACCCCUGCACCGGCCCUCUCGGCCAGCGGAGCGCCUCUACAGGCCACUGCCUGGCCAGCGAAGCGCCUUUAG